UUCUUUACAGUCUGAGGUAAAGCAGAAAACCCAGUGCACCCACGAUAAACCGAUAAAUAGAGCAAUUAAAUAAAAAUGAUCGUGCUAAUAAUGACCCUUCCAAUCAAAUAAUCCUCAAAAACACUCCCAAACUCGAAAGUAAUCGUGCGUGAAUGAACUUUCGCCAUCCAAUCCAUCAAAUAAAAGCAUCAGUGCCCCCCUCAAAGUAGUGUUCACAUUUCCCUCCAACCCUAAAAGCAAGAUGAAUCCUCUACCUGCAACGCAACACUGUUGUUUUGUCUGCGAAAAUGCCUGUGGUGAUCCAUCAGAAAUUGCCAAACUCAAGAAUUUACUUCAGAGAAACUUUCCCGCUAAUGUGCAGUCGUGUCACUUCAUUUGUUCUCCAUGUGUUGCUUCGAUAAGGAACACCAGAUUCACUCAACAGUGCGAAACUCCAGCUAAAAGAAUGCGUCCAUCUUCUCCCUUUCAACAAAUGUCUCCAGCCUCUCCAGACCCCAGUGAAACUGGAAAUUCAGAGACUCCAUGGGAAACUAUGAUUGUGAAUCAAGUACCAAUGGGUAUUGACUGUGGAAGAUUGAUGUUUCUGUUUUCACCGUACGAAAAUAUGAAAGACGUAUUCUUGUGCCACACACUGGGAAAUUGGAGACAUGGAGAAGAGAGAAUUGCAAGGAUAACAUUCAAAAAUGAGACUGAAGGCUGGGAAAUUUGGGAGGACUUUCAGAGGAACCUUACAAGCCGCGAUAAUCAGGCCCUCAUGAUCACUCUGGUCUCAGACAACUAUUCACCCAUUCAGAUGCUGCCUGACGAUUGUUUGGAGGAAAUAUUCCUCCGGCUUUCCCCCAGAGACAAAUUCAGUGUGGAGCUAGUCUCCAAACGAUGGAAUGAAAUCGGACGUAAAACCUGGUCGAAUGUCACGAGUGUAACAUCGGACGAUUGGUACUGCCACUGCCUGUGGAGGACAGUUGUCUCCAAAGCUGCAAAUUCAGUGAAGAAUGUAUACGUGGAUGUGGAGGAAAAUGCAGAUAAAUAUGUCGCACCUGUGGCCGACAAGUGUGAACACCUGAAAUGUCUCAAGUGCAUAUUAGCCAGGGUGGACUAUGGACCAUGCGUUCCCCAUAUGAGUGUAUUGAUACAGAAGAACCAGAAUUUAAGACGCUUCGAGCUGUACUUCGGUGAAGAAGUUAAGAACCGAGAUGUGGAUUUUAUACACCUCCUUUCCAGUCAAGUGGAAAGACUGGACCUUCGGUCACUGGAUGCCUACCUGUGUCUUCCGACAACUACGGUACUGUCCAAAUUCUCAAAUCUGCAAGUUCUCAUUCUGGAGAUGUUCGACAUAACCGAAAAUAUGUUGAAAGGUAUUGGAAAUGUCAACAGUUUAAAACAGUUGACAUUGGAUACCUGCAUUGUUCAUUCAAGCAAUUUCGAAGAUAUUGCUGCACUCACGAAAUUGGACUAUCUCUCAUUGCGAUGCACCGAGAUAGCAGACACUUUAUUCGCAAGGAUCCUCAGCAACAACAAAGGUCUCAAAUAUCUGAGCAUAAAAGGUGCCCACGGAAUAACAGAUGCAUCAUUCAGGUACGUGCAGCAACUCUCUCAGCUGCAAGUUCUGGUGAUGGAUGGAUUGUCCGACAUCACAGAUGCCUACUUCGGUGGCAUGCCGAGAAUCAGAGGCCUGAGUUGUGAGAGGUGUGACUCAAUAACUGACGAAGGAAUGCGGAAAUUCUUCACUGCAGCUUCUCCAGACAUCGAGGAAAUUCGCAUCGGGGGCUGUGAUUCCAUUACAGAGGAACUUCUUCAGAUGGUGCUUGAGUGGACAGAGCGCGUAGGCAAAUCUGUGAGGAUAUACGUCGACUGCCUCGCGUACUGCUGUUACAAUGAGGUUUUGAGGUGGAUGAAGACUGAUAAGAUUCACUUAAUCAGCGAGGACGAAUACGGACCGGAAAUUUUUGGGAAGGAUGGUUGGGGGGUUGAGCUCGUUGAAUAGAAGAGAAUUGCAAGUGACUCGAGUGUUGAGAAUUAACAGACAUUUCCCUCCGAAUGCAGAAGAAUUUCCUCCGAUUUAAUUUUAAGGGGUCUUCUGAGGAACUUUUGGAAAGUAAGGAAAGGUGCCACCCAAAUGAAAUUUUUAUAAUAAUUAUUAUAGAUGAGUAACAAAAAUUAUCGGAGAAAUGUGGGGUGGUUAUUUCGUUUCUUUAGUAUUUAAUUCAUUGAUAAUGUUUCAUACUUUGGUAACGAGACUGCAUUUUGUUGACGAAAUGUUUUUACACAUGUGGUGUUUUGCUGUGAAACGUUGUCUACAGAAAUUAUGAUCUUCACAUGUUAAUUACACGAUAUGCAUAUUGAAUGGUACUAAAUUGUGAUCUACCAUCCCAGUAAAUGUUCGAUUUAUUAGGUGCAAUUCUACAUGCAUAAUUCAAGGAUUUUCUCUCAAGAAAACCACACAAUCCAUUAAAUUUGGAGCGGGAUUGGCGCAUUUUGUUUUGCUCGAAUGCCACAUGCUGAUAUUAUACCUGUGGAAUUAGAAACAAAAAAUUGAGUGUAUGUUAUCGUCACUCUGUAGUGUGAUAUGUGCAUCGACGUUACUCGCGUAGAGCACAUAUCACACUACAGAUAUUUUCUCAAUAUUUUUUUACUACUUCAUCUUCGAUCGGAAUGUCAAUUAUUGGAAGAAUAAUGUUCUCCAAACCUGCAACUCUCCAAAUCCAUUCUUCUCCCUUCCUAUCACGUAGUUUUAUGUAAGAAAACAUCCCACUGUAAGACUUGUUAAAAACAAAGCGCAUGGACAAUACAGAGAAGCUUUCAACAGCAUAAAUACAUCGAAUGGGAAACAGAUGUAUCGAAAUGCACUAAUAAAAAAUGAAUCAGUGAACGAA
Messenger RNA from Diachasma alloeum, 2873 nucleotides. RefSeq lists its product as uncharacterized. Gene Ontology annotation, biological process: SCF-dependent proteasomal ubiquitin-dependent protein catabolic process. Gene Ontology annotation, molecular function: protein binding. The record is from RefSeq and is a predicted model, not a curated record. The transcript has 3 exons. Gene Ontology annotation, cellular component: SCF ubiquitin ligase complex. Bases 242 to 1984 code for a protein of 580 amino acids. Lineage: Eukaryota; Metazoa; Arthropoda; Insecta; Hymenoptera; Braconidae.